Messenger RNA from Xyrauchen texanus (razorback sucker), 4950 nucleotides. RefSeq names its product neural cell adhesion molecule 1-like. The record is from RefSeq and is a predicted model, not a curated record. Gene Ontology annotation, cellular component: plasma membrane; axon. The transcript has 21 exons. NCBI's taxonomy places the organism in Eukaryota, Metazoa, Chordata, Actinopteri, Cypriniformes, Catostomidae. Gene Ontology annotation, biological process: homophilic cell-cell adhesion; dendrite self-avoidance; axon guidance. Bases 194 to 3343 code for a protein of 1049 amino acids. Gene Ontology annotation, molecular function: cell-cell adhesion mediator activity.
GCGGCAUAUGGGCACGCUAAUUUAAACCGCAACAAUAUCAAUACAGUCCAACGGCCAAGAUCUUCAUUCUGAGCAGCGCCCUUUCAAGGAAACUUCCCAAAAACUUCGCAGGCAUAAGGAUUACGCAUUCUUCAUCGCAAGCAAGGAAGAAAACCUAGAUAACACACACAUUGUGCUACAGAAAGGGAUUGCAAUGUUUCCGACCAAGUCGAUAAUCUCGGUGCUUCUUUUCUUUGGCAACGCAGUCUCUCUGCAAGUCAAUAUCACACCUGCCCAGGGCGAGAUCAGUGUUGGAGAGUCUCGGUUCUUUAUGUGUGAAGUUAUCGGUGGGGUGAAGGAAAUCGACUGGUUUUCUCCGAGCGGGGAGAAAAUUGAGCCUGGCAGACUGGACGUUAGUGUGAAUCGCAACGACAAGAUUCGCAAUGACGUAAUCAGCGAGACGUCCUCCAUUCUCACGAUCUACAAUGCAAAGGUUGAUCAUGCCGGCACAUAUAAAUGUGUAGCCAGCAGCGGGGACCAGGAGGCUGAAGCUACCGUCAAUCUAAAAAUAUACCAAAAAAUCACCUUCACAAAUGUCCCAUCACCACAAGAGUUCACUGAAGGGGACAAUGCCAUUAUAGUGUGUGAUGUCAUAAGCUCACCUCCUCCAACUGUCCUCUGGAAAUUCAAAGGUGCAAAGAUUCAGUUUGAAAAAGAUGUGCGUUUCAGAACUUUGAAUAACAACCAUCUCCAAAUCCGAGGAAUCAGGAAGACUGAUGAGGGGCAGUACACCUGUGAGGGUCGCAUUAAAGCACGAGGGGAAGUCGACUUUCGCAAAAUUAAAGUCAUUGUUAACGUACUUCCCACUAUAAGAAUCCGUCAAGCAGAAACAAACGCCACUGCUGACAAGGGCUAUACAACCAUGCUGGCCUGUGACGCUGAUGGAUUUCCUGAGCCGAUGGUGUCCUGGACACGGAGCGGUGUUCAGCUCGAGAGUGGGGAUAAAUACAACUUCAAUGAAGACGGCUCAGAGAUUACAAUACUAGAUGUGACAAAGCUGGACGAGGGAGAUUACACUUGCAUUGCUAAGAACAAAGCUGGAGAGAGCGAACAAGAACUUAGUCUUAAAGUCUUUGUGCAACCCAAAAUCACAUAUUUGGAGAGCCAGACUACCACCGAAAUGGAAGAACAAGUCACAUUAACAUGCGAGGCCACCGGCGACCCCACGCCCACAAUUACAUGGAGCUUCGGUACCCGCAUUUUCACAGAAGGAGAACAGGAGCACCAAAAGAGGAUUUAUCAGGCCUCUUGGACACGGCCCGAACAGCACAAGAGUCCUGAUGGGGAUGUGUUGGUCCGCAGUGAUGCCCGUGUGUCUUCUCUCACCCUCAAGUAUGCUCAGUACACUGACGCUGGCGAGUACCUCUGCACCGCCCUCAAUGCCAUCGGAGAGACUGCACAGCCUGUGAAUCUGGAAGUUCGCUACGCCCCCAAAAUCCAGGGCUCAGCAACCGUGUACACAUGGGAGGGCAACCCGGCCAACAUCAGCUGUGAAGUCCUGGCUCAUCCCAGUAAUGUGUCUAUUACGUGGCUGCGAGAUGGGCUCCAGCUGCCUAAUGCUAACAUCUUCAAUAUCAAGAUAUACAACACGCUUUCCGCCAGCUAUCUAGAGGUCAGUCCAGAGUCUCAGAGCGACUUUGGCAGCUACAACUGUACUGCUUCCAAUGCCAUCGGGACCGAGUCCAAAGAGUUCAUCCUGAUUCCAGCUGAUGUGCCCUCGGCGCCAGCCGUCACUCAAGUGCAGCCAUACUCCAGCACGGCUCUGGUGCUUUUCGAGGAUCCCGAGUCCACAGGAGGAGUUCCUGUGCUUAAGUACCGAGCAGAGUGGAGAGCUCUGGGCCGUGGGAACUGGGUACAGCGUGUCUAUGAAGUGAAAGAUGAACUCAGUUCAGUCACAGUCACCGGCCUUAAACCCGAAACUGUAUAUGAAGUCAAGAUGUCUGCCAUCAACGGCAAGGGUGAGGGCGAGAGCAGCCCACCAGUGGUCUUCAAAACAGAGCAUGUCCGAGAACCCAACUCCCCAAUACUAGAGGGAACCUUACAACCUAAAGGCAAUGCCCUGAAAGUGAAUUGGAUCAAACAAGACGAUGGAGGUUCUCCGAUAACCCAUUACUUGGUUAGAUACAAAGUUAGGGAAGACUUGGACUGGAAGCCUGAGAUCCGUCUACCCAGCAUUAGCGAGUAUGUAAUGUUGAGUGGACUGGAAUGGGACACAGAGUAUGAUGUGUUUGUGGUGGUGGAGAACCAGCAGGGCAAGUCCAAGCCUGGCACACUCACCUUCAGAACAUCAUCAGAGCCCACAGCUACCACAGACUCCAUAGAUGAUGGGACAGGUCUGAACACUGGAGUAAUUGUUGGGAUACUCAUACUGGUGUGUGUGCUGCUCUUGCUGAUCGUGGAUGCCACCUGCUGCUUUCUCAACAAGUGUGGCAUCCUCAUGUGCAUCUGCGGGAAACCAGGACCAGGGACCAAAGGCAAAGACAUCGAGGCAGGCAAAGCUGCAUUUGUUCAAGAUGUGUCUAAAGAGCCCAUUGUAGAAGUGAGGACAGAGGAGGAGGCCACAGCCAAUCACGACACAGAAGGGCAUCCAGAGCCCAAUGAAACUACUCCACUGACUGAACCAGAGCAAGUGACAGAAACUGCUGCCGCGGUGGUCAACUUGCCUCUCUCUGUGCCCACUAACUCAGACCCGGUCACUGACACCUUUGAACUUUGCCACAGCAGUUCUGCUAGCGAGACCACCACCCUCACCUCCAGCAUUACAGCACCUCCCCCUGACCCAAACCCCACCAACAUGUCACCCAACAUCAGCACAUCCAAACACCAGACAAAACCAUCCAUUUCGUCUACUUCAUCUUCAGACCCCACAACCAAUGUAACUCUCCUGGUAGACCUGGAUGAUGCCCCAGAAACACAAGCUGAGGUUCCUCCAGUGGUCCCAGCAGAAGAACCAGUACCAGUCCCCCCAAGCAAGGCCACUUCCCUUUUCAGUGUUCUCCCACCAGACAAGAUCAACUCCAAAGCCACAGAAAAUGGAUUAGAGUCGUCCCAGUCUGUUCAAAGUCCAUCUCAUGCCACUUUAAAUUUCAUCAGUCCCUCAGUGAAUCACAAAUUCCCUGUGUCUCCAAACACAGAACUCCCACAGGAUGGGUUAUAUGCUCUGGGGACAUCUGACUCCAGUGGCCCAUCUGCUCCAGAACAGAAUGAGAAAGUUCUGGAUGAUGAGAAGAGUAAGACUGAAAAUGCAGAGGUAAAGAAGUCCAACGCUGUCUCACAAACAAGCCUCACUGAGAGUAAAGCAUGAAACAACGAAUAGAGGAGUGGGAGCAUCGCAGUGAACAUAAACAUGUUCAUUUAACAGUGCCCUUAAUGCAUUUUCUGAACAAUAAGGUGUAUAUUAUAAAGACUGGGGUCUUGUAUAAUUAUGUAUGCCUUUUUGCAGUUAUUGUUUAUUUUAUUUUAUUUUUUUACAGUAAACUUUCAGAAGUUUCUGUUUCAGGAGUUAAAUUGACAUUUAAUUCAUAUAAUUGAAAAAUUAUAAUGUGUUGAACGUUCUUGUAGUUCUUUGUACAUUUUUGUGUCACAAAGAUGGCUAUCACAACAGGGCAUUGAGUUAUUAUCUAUUUAGAAAUACAUGAAUUCUGUUUUAUUUCCAUAGUACACUGUUAAAAUGUAAAUGACUUCUCCUAUUUUUUUAUCUUGAGUGUUUUUAUGGCUAGGCCUGAUUUAAUUGUUGGAUUUUUAUUUUAUUUUAUCACCAGAUUUUAUUUACACUUAACUGUUUUGUCUCUUGGAUGUUAAUAACCUGUAAUGGCAGUUAUAUAAAGACACUUGAUCAUAGACUGAACAAAAAAAUGUAAUCAAUAUAUCAAGUCAUUUUGUUUCGCAAAUAAAGUCUUAUUAGAUCAGUUUUUACCAGUUUCUAUAUAUUUGGGAUUUGUAAGUAAUUUUUCCAACAUGCUCCUUAAGCACUGACUGAAAUCUAUAAUAUCUGCUCAUUUUUAUACUGUGUACCUCUGGAGAAGUAUGUUUCACACUGUCGACUGCAAGCUUGAGCACUGUGAUUGUGUUCUGGAGAUGUUCUUUGACAUCUGUUUUUUCAAGAAUAUCCACAUAGCUUUCUAGUAAAUGGUAGCUGAUUGUCCUUUUGUUGUAAUGAUGCAUAUUAACAGUCCUGUUUGAAACAGGACUAAUAGGAUACAUAUUACUUUGACAAAAGUUCUUAUGUCAUCACUCAUUGCAUGACUAUCUGCUAGCCCAUCUCUGAUGUAAAGGCUUGAUUGCAAGUGACAGGCCUGAAGAGGGUGGCCGUACUUGUGUCAGUGCAUGGCAGUCUGUGGCUGGUGACAAAAUGGUUCAAUGUUUAAGAAAUGUUUAAUGAUGUGUACGCAUUCUAAACUCAAUAAUUUUUUAUUUUAUUUUUUUAUAUGGGAGAGAACGCUAUUAUUUUUGCCCAUUGUACACAAAUUGUUCAGUUGUUCACUGCCAUUUUGCCCUGAAACUGUAAUUUGUCCAUGUACAUGGGCUUUGACCAAUGGAAUAACAGUAUGAUGGGGUAUGCUUUAAAAUGACAUGCAAAGAACAUGUUGUAAAUUAUGUUGUUCUAACACAUUUUAAUUAAACUCAUAACAUGAAAGAUCAUUACUCUUUUAUAGUCUGUUGUGUUCCUGGUGUAGUAUCGGAUGCUUAGAAAAAGCAACUUAAAAGCAAGUAAUUUCACUCUGUAGAUGUUUUUAAAUGUAAUGGAUUAAUAAAUGUCUGUUAUCAAUUGUUUCAUAGUAUUUUGGUGCUUAACAAAUCCAGCAUAAUGAUAAAGAUGUACACAGAAUAGUACCAAAGUACCAGUUGCUACAGUUAUUGUUCUCAAUAAAACUUUCGUAACAAGGUAUUAGCCACCACUGUCAAUAAAUG